Messenger RNA from Rhipicephalus sanguineus (brown dog tick), 905 nucleotides. RefSeq names its product salivary cystatin-L. The record is from RefSeq and is a predicted model, not a curated record. NCBI's taxonomy places the organism in Eukaryota, Metazoa, Arthropoda, Arachnida, Ixodida, Ixodidae. The transcript has 4 exons. Gene Ontology annotation, molecular function: cysteine-type endopeptidase inhibitor activity. Bases 198 to 626 code for a protein of 142 amino acids.
UCGUGUCCGCCGCUUCUCAAGAAGGAAGCGCAUUUCGCAGUGGGCGUAUCUGACGACUCUGCCACCCUUGCUUUUCACGCUUCCCGCCGCGCUCUUCGGCGCCGAGGAAACAGCCCCGCUUGCACGCCUCCUCCGUCGAGCGAUUCAGAAGCAAAACGGCAGCGGCGUAUUUGUGGUCUCAAGUGCCCACGGAAACCAUGUCUUCCCUUGGUGCCACAGCGUGCGGAAUAGUAGUGGCCCUGGUGGCUGUCUUCGCUUGCACCGCAGCCAGUCCUGUGGGGCUCGUGGGCGGAUGGCAGAAACAUAACGUUAGCGAAGAGGCGAUCUUCGAGGAGCUUGCCCACUUCGCCGUCUCGCAACAAGUCGAAGGCCGAGAGUUCUUCGAUACCGUGCUCGAGCUCGUGGACGUCGAUACACAGGUUGUGGCUGGCCGAAACUACCGGCUCAAGUUCAAGACAGCUGAGUCUACUUGCAGAGUAACAGAGUCCUACAGCCGGGAGACCUGCCUUCCAAAGUCCCGAGAGGUGGUGAAAGAUGUUUGCACAGCAGUCAUCUACGACGUGCCUUGGCUGAGCCAGCGUUCCGUGACGUCAUUCACCUGUGAGAGCACUGUCACUUCCAAGUAAAAAAAAAAGCUCAAGCUGACCGGACCAACCUUGGGCCGUCCGGCAAGCCGAAGAUGCCGCCCGGGUCCAACGGCUUCGAGCCGUCACCUGACGCCAUCAUCAUCGACGGAGAGUGGGACGGGACAGGGGUUAAUCCCCUCUUCCCCCCGCCCGGACUUUUAAUAAAGUUUAUUCAUUCAAUGUGCUGGGGACGCUCAACGUUGGAGCACUAGAACAAUUUGUUUGAUAUUAUUUUGUAUGUUUUAAAUUCAACGCAAAAUAAAGUUGAUUUCAUGCUCA